GUCAAUGUCAAACUCGAAUAUUAUUUUGUUGUUGUGUGUCCUCAGCGAUAUUUUUAAUUUCAAAAUAUAAUUUGUGGAAUCACAAUGAUUGUGAAUUUGUGAUUUUAAAAAAUUGUAUCGGCAUUACAGACUGAAUUUUGUAAAUAGUCAUUAUGUGGGUUAAACCUCAAGAAAUUUUCUUAAAAACUGCGCUUUGGGAUUCCGACGAAACAACUUUGUACUUUGUCCUGCAGAGAAGGAAAGGGCAUGGGAAAUCGAAAGGAUUCUCUUCGCUUCUUGUGGGUACUUUAGACAGCGUACGAGAUACAAAACCAGCGCCCUAUAGAAUUUUACACCAGACACCAAACUCAGAGGUGUAUUAUGUAAUAGCUACAGCAUUGACUGAACAAGAAAUAAGACAAGAUUGGCAAUGGUUGUUUGACAAUGUAUGCCCAACUCUCCAUUCCUUUGAUACAGAAGAAGAAGUGACUGAGUUUGUUUGCUGCAAAAUAAAUUCUAUUCUUGCAACGGAACAGGAGAUUUUCACUGAAGAUGAAGACUCAGUUACAUAUAAAAAUGUGGACUAUGAGUUCCACGAAAGGUUCCGCAUGCCCAAAGAUGAGAAACUUGUCUGCUAUUAUUCUUGUAGUUACUGGAAGGGAAAGAUGCCCCGUCAAGGUUGGAUGUACCUCUCAGUGCAUUACAUGUGUUUCUACUCCUACAUAUUUGGACGGAAAACCUCCAUAAAGAUCCGUUGGGCAGACGUCACAGAGUUAGCCAAGACCAACAGCCUCUUAUUUCCCGACUCCAUAAAAGUGGUGACCAGAGACGGAGAACAUUACUUUACACUAUUUCUGAGGAAGAAUGAAACUUUUGCCUUGAUGCAGCAGUUGGCCAAUAUUGCUAUGAAACAACUAAUCGAUGACAAGUCAGGAUCCUUCAACAUUGACAAGGAUCUUCUGACGAAACUCAGCAAGAACGUACCGAAGAAGCCAUCGUUCUUAAAAAGAGAUUUGGAUGCAAGAAAGCAAUCUAACCUCUUCACUUUAAGGUUCAGAUUGCCACAAAAUGAGAAAUUGGACGGCACGGAAGAAUGUACUUUGUGGACUCCUUAUAAUAAGAGACAUAAUUGGGGAAGGCUGUACCUAUCGCAGAACUUCAUUUGUUUUGAAAGUCGGGUUCGCAAUCUAGUCCGUCUCAUAAUACCCCUCCGCAAUGUCCAUCAAGUGGAACGGGCAGACUCUGGUGGAACUGGCAGCUCCUCGGGGGACUCCGGGAGCAUCCUCAUCACGACGGCACACCACACCAGCUUCUUAUUCGGAAAUAUAUCAGACAGAGACUUCUUAGUCCAUAAGAUAUCCGAACUCCUUGCAAAGCUGCCCAAGGAAAAGGCGACCAAGGUGUUGGCGCAGUCCGAAGUCGAAGGUUGGACUCCGCAGCCACCCUUGAUGACACUCUUCAGGACUCACCAAACGUCACCUAUAAAGCAAAUUCAGCAAAAAAAGGAAAAACAAUGGGAAGAUCACAUGGCAGAAGUAGGCCGCGGCGUCAGUAUGUACCAAACAACGGAGGGAAGUGAACUAGUUGUGAAUGGAAUUCCAGAGCUCUUACGAGGAGAACUAUGGAGUGUCUUCUCAGGUUCCAUACUCCAGAAAGCUCAGAACAAAGGAUUAUAUGAACGACUGGUAAACAAAGCUCUUUCUACGAAGAACCAGGCCAAUGAUGAGAUAGAAAGGGAUUUGCAUCGGUCUUUACCUGAACAUAGAGCCUUCCAAAACGAUGUUGGAAUCUCAGCACUUCGCCGUGUCCUAUGCGCAUACGCGUUAAAGAACCCACAAAUAGGGUACUGUCAAGCGAUGAACAUUGUUGCUUCCGUGUUACUAAUAUACUGCCCCGAAGAACAGGCAUUUUGGCUUUUAGCGACCAUCUGUGAGACUUUAUUACCUGAUUAUUACAACACUAGGGUGGUUGGCGCAUUGGUGGAUCAAGGUGUAUUAGAAGAAUUGACAGAAGUUCAUCUACCAGAGUUGCAUGCCAAACUCGAUGAGUUAGGCAUGAUGAAGAUGAUCUCCUUAUCUUGGUUCCUGACUCUCUUUAUCAGUGUGAUGCCCUACGAGUGCGCUGUCAACGUCAUGGACUGCUUCUUCUACGAUGGCGCUAAAGUUAUUUUCCAGGUAACCCUCACCAUACUCGACAUUAACCGAGAAAAGCUCCUGAAGUGUACUGAAGACGGCCAAGCCAUGCAAGUACUCAACGAUUACCUUCAAGGCAUCUACAAUGAGGAAGCAAUGGCGCUUUCAACGGAGCCAAGAACUGCUGAAAAGACUAUAAAAAUCCAAGAGCUAAUAUACCAGUCGUACCGUUCGUACGGUAGUAGUGUCUCGAACGAGAAUAUCGAGCAUUUGCGACUGAAGCAUCGGCUGAGGGUCGUCAGACAACUUGAGGACAGCCUCGAGAAGAACACGCUUCGAGCUCUGCAGCAGGACAAGUUGCUCGAGUUGAAUGAGUUACAGGAAUUACUGAGCGCCAUCCGCGAAGAGUUGCUCUGGGCUAAGCGCGUACCUUGCGAGCGGUUGGAAGCUCCCUACGAGUCCUACCGGCUAGAUUACACCCAGUUCAAGACUCUAUUCUGUGCUUUAUCACCUUGGGCUAAAGGUGAUUUUGCUGAGGCCAUUACUGCGAGAAUGUUCAAGUUGAUGGACUACGACGACGACGGCGUGGUGUCGGCGCGCGGGCUGAGCGUGGCGCUGGGGCUGUCGGUGCGCGGCGACGCGGCGCGACGACUGCGCGCGCUCUACGCUGCGCACGCGCCGCCGCUACUGCCGCGCCGCGACCUCAUGCCCACGCAUUUCACCGACACCGGGGAGGAACUCGCUGCCGAUGCCAUAUCCUUCUUUGACAGUACUGAUGACGAGGUGAUACCUGAACCAGGCCCUCUGCAGCGCUCCAUAAGCGAAGUAUGUGGCGAUGGCACUCCAAUGGACAAGAGUGACUCGGAAACCAGCCAAAUCGGUCCAACAUACUUCACUGUUGAGAGCGUACGUGCUUGUGGACUGGCCGGACUGGCCAGCGGGGCCAGUACUCCGGGCGCAGGCGGGGCGGGGUCCGCAGGCGGGGGCGCGGCGCCCCCACUGCCCCGCGACCACUUCCUGCAGCUACUCGCCGUGUUACAUGACCUCACGCAGUCGCGACCACAAGUCUAUGAGGCUGUUGUACUGGCUGGUACUCUUCUUCUACAACUGGGUGAGCUGAAUCACCGUCCACAAUUGGACCGAGAGAUCUCGCAAGACAGCCUGUUCCUAGCCGCCGCUGCUAAGCAACCUGAAGUGGAGCUGGAUCCCAACGGUAACGCAACGGAACCAGAGCCAGAAGUUCGAAAACCAUCCCCAUCUCCUUCCAAAGAAACCGAAGCAGAAGGAGUUUGGUCUAUCACACUGGAACAGUUCCUAGCUACAAUGCUAUCUCAACCAGCUCUUGAGGAGUUCUUCAAUGAAAAGGUGUCUAUUCUACCUGAGUUAGAACUCCUAAGGCAAAGGGAUAGAUUGCAAUCGGUUUCAUAGCUGAUGGAAAUAGCCGGGUUGCUUGGGAUAUGUAUCUAAGCACCCUGCUUUAUAAGGUAUGUUUUUGUACGAUCAUGGUGUCUCUAUUUAUCUAUCAGAAUCGUAUCUGUUAUACAAUGUCUGCCAGUUUUCAUUUCAGAAGUGUACUAAUUACAAAGCACCGUUUUAACUGUUGUUUUUCUAGUUGUAGAUAGUACAAAUAGGACA
Molecule: messenger RNA, 3746 nt
Organism: Spodoptera exigua (beet armyworm)
Lineage: Eukaryota; Metazoa; Arthropoda; Insecta; Lepidoptera; Noctuidae
Source: the annotation of a GenBank genome assembly